GAUAGAGUCCGGCCAUGCUUGACCUCGGCAGCCAAGACAGAGCGCCGAUCCAACGACGACGCGCAUAAGACAUGGCCAGCAUCUUUACAAGUCCGACCUUGAUUUCUCAUCUCGUGCGUUUGGGCGUAUUGCGAAUAUGGCAGGCAAGAUUACGUGCUAUCUAGAUUGCGUAUCUCCAUACUCAUACUACGCUUUACUGCACCUGGAGAGGAACAGACAGACUCUCGAAGCGCACAAUGUAGAGAUCGACAUAGUGCCCGUCUUUUUAGGGGGUAUCAAUGUCGGCAGCGGCAACAAGCCGCCGUGGACCCUGCCAGCAAAGGCGAACUACAGCCAGUAUGAUGGGGCGCGAGCGAAACACCAUUUUGGUGUUCCUAAUGUCCAGACACCAUCUUUCUUUCCGAUUCUCUCAUUACUACCACAGCGGGCGUUAUGCUACGUGAAGGAAGCACAUGGAGAGCACUUCGUCGCUAUCUUCCGUGACAUCUACCAUGCGAUGUGGGAAAACGGCAAGGAUGUCAGCAAGCCGGAAGUCCUUGCGGAAGUUUUACAGCAGCGUCUAAAAGAAGACGAAGCCCGGGAAGUCAUGGCGAAAGCAAACAGCCCGCCAUAUAAGCAGCAGCUGAACGACAAUACCAAGGAAGCCCUUGAUCGGGGUGCCUUUGGCUGCCCAUGGUUCCUUGUGCGCAACUCGAAAGGGGAAGAAGAACCGUUCUUUGGUAGUGAUAGGUUCCAUUACAUGUGGGAGUACUUGGGGUUGCCGUGGAAGGAUGUUCAGCUGUUGCCGCCGGCUAACGCAAAGGCGAAGAUCUGACCGAGAAGAUUUCGGGAGGCUGAUAGGUAUCCAAGUGCGUGAGGGAUUGUAUGCCAUAGAACUAGCGCGGAGGUGAAGGGCAGAUUGCGUAGUACGUGCGUCUAGACAACUCUGCGUGUCAGUGCAAAUGAGUUCCAACACGUCAGACUUUUCACCUCUUGCUCAAUGUUUCAGA
Molecule: messenger RNA, 989 nt
Organism: Alternaria rosae
Lineage: Eukaryota; Fungi; Ascomycota; Dothideomycetes; Pleosporales; Pleosporaceae
Product: glutathione S-transferase kappa 1
Exons: 5
Coding region: 137-814 (225 amino acids)
Biological process (GO): glutathione metabolic process
Cellular component (GO): peroxisome; mitochondrion
Molecular function (GO): glutathione peroxidase activity; glutathione transferase activity
Source: RefSeq, a predicted model, not a curated record